AUGCGUGUAGCAUCAACCGUGCUCUCGGUAGUUGGUGUAGUCGCACUAACAGCCGCUACUGUAUCGCCCAAUGUCUCGACCGGCUGCAAGGCGCUGCAGGCGCUACUUGGGGAUUCGCUGUUCUUCGCCGGCGGCGGCGUGUACGAGUACGAGGCGGCGAACUUUUGGUCGAACACGGAACUGAUGGCCCCUGGAUGUGUGUUUCGACCGCAGUCCAGCACACAGCUCGCUGACGGCAUUGUAGCGCUGGCUCAUGUCAAUGCUCGCUUUGCUGUUCGGGGCGGUGGACACAUGGGUAUCCGGGGUUCGAACAAUAUCAAUGAUGGUGUCUUGAUUGUUAUGUCGAAUUUGACUACCUUAGGGUUGUCGGGGGAUCAGUCCAUUGUGUCCAUUGGUCCUUCUCACCGAUGGAGCGAUGUCUAUGAAUACUUGCAGAAGUUCGGACUGACCGCUGCCGGAGGUCGUCUCGGUCCUGUCGGUGUGCCAGGACUGCUCCUCGCUGGCGGGAUUAACUUUUACGGCAAUCAGGUUGGCUUCGGCUGUGAUACCAUUGUCAACUACGAGAUUGUCCUUGCCGAUGGUUCAAUAGUGGAAGUUAACAAGACGAGCUAUUCUGAUCUGUUCUGGGCCUUGAAGGGUGGAAGCAGUAACUUCGGCAUCGUCACUCGGUUCGACCUGGAGACUAUCAAAUCGCCCAAGGUCUGGGCUGGUGCUCACACUGUGUCCUCUGAGUAUAUCAACGAGUUCCUGGCGGCUGCUGCUACUUACGCGUCCGACAUCUACGAUCCCAAAACGCAUAUUGUACCAGCCCUUGUGACCGGCGAGACUACUCUCGCCUCGGUGAUUCUGUUCUACGACAGCGACAGCAUCAGCUACCCCGAUAUUUUCAAGCCGUUCACCGAUAUUCCGGCUAUCAGCAGCACGCUUGACUUCAAGACGGUCGCCGAAUUUGCCGCUGAGACAGGCGCAAUGGUAGUUGAUGGCAUCAGUGACGUGUUCGUUGCCGGAACCAUUAAGGGCACAAGCCACAAGGAGCUUCUCAGCGGCAUCAGUAUCAUCAACCAAACCUUCUUCAACGAGCUCCCUAAGCUGUACGCGCAGGUCCCUAUCGCCAACAUCUCCACUAUCCAGCUGGACUGGCAACCUAUUGGCGUAGACUGGAUAAAGGCCUCUGAGGCUCACGGCGGAAACGCCCUCGGUCUGGAUUCCUCGCAGGUCUAUCUCUGCUACGCAGAGGUGGUUGAGUGGAUUGGGUCGGCUUAUGAUGAAAUCGUCGCUUCCUGGGUCGAAGAGACUACCUAUAAAAUCAACAAUGCAACCCAGAAAGCCGGUCUCUACGACACCUUUAACUAUAUUGGUGAUGCUGCUGGCUUCCAGUCUAUUUUCCCUGGCUAUGGGGUGGAGAACCAUCAGAAGCUCAUUGACAUUGCGAAGAAGUAUGACCCUCGGGGUGUUUUCCAGACUCUUAUGCCUGGUGGAUUCAAGGUUUAG
Molecule: messenger RNA, 1491 nt
Organism: Penicillium robsamsonii
Lineage: Eukaryota; Fungi; Ascomycota; Eurotiomycetes; Eurotiales; Aspergillaceae
Product: FAD-binding oxidoreductase
Exons: 5
Coding region: 1-1491 (496 amino acids)
Molecular function (GO): FAD binding
Source: RefSeq, a predicted model, not a curated record